This is a messenger RNA of Aspergillus luchuensis, 1380 nucleotides long. RefSeq lists its product as uncharacterized. Gene Ontology annotation, biological process: transmembrane transport. NCBI's taxonomy places the organism in Eukaryota, Fungi, Ascomycota, Eurotiomycetes, Eurotiales, Aspergillaceae. Gene Ontology annotation, molecular function: transmembrane transporter activity. The coding region runs from base 1 to 1380 and encodes 459 amino acids. The transcript is spliced from 4 exons. The record is from RefSeq and is a predicted model, not a curated record.
AUGGCAGGGUUCGCGGGGACCGCAUUAGAUCUCGCUAACCAACUUGCUAUGAAGGACCAGGCAAAGAAUUGGAACAAGGAACUUAUAGACAUCACGUACACUAUAUCUGCCUCAAUUGCAGGUAUCGCCUAUGGGCCAUUGUUGAUUAAUCCCGUGGCGCAGUCCCUUGGUCGCACUGCCAUCAUAUUCUGGUGCCUUGUGUUUGCCAUGGCCUGUGCGAUUUGGUCUGCUUGCAUGACAAGUAGAGGAGACUAUGAGCGUUUCGUUGCAUCGCGCCUCUUUGACGGCAUCUUUGGUUCAAUUCCAUCUAUCGUUGGCGUGGGAGCGGUCUAUGACAUGUUCUUUCUGCACGAGCGUGGCAAGGCAUAUGCCAUCUUUCAUGUCUCCUUUCUGUUUGGUACUGUUGCGGGCCCGACCUUUGGGGGAUUCAUCGUCCAACAUACCGAAUGGCCGUGGGUGUUUUGGUGGAUCGUCAUUGCACAGGGAGUCGUUCUGAUUCUUGCGUUCCUUUUCCUGGAGGAGACCAGCUACUCUCGUGACGGGAAGACAUCAUCCGCCGUCAAGCCUAAGAACUUCUGGGCUAACCGGAUGGCGACCCUCCUUCCUCAUAAGACGGGGAUAUCCCACGCAGAACUGGGUCGCAUCGCUCGCCUACCUUUCCGCAUCGGUCUCUCACCCGUUGGCCUUCUUAUUGGUAUCUUCCAAUUAGCAUCAUUCGGCUGGUUCGUCGCAACGCACAGCCUGUUGACUGUGUGGCUGGAGAAACCCGUCUCCGUCGGCGGAUGGGGAUUCAGUCCUCAACGGAACGCCCUCUUCAUCUUCUCCCUCUGGGUCGGCCUCCUGACAGCCGAACUAUGGGGCUACCUCUGCAAUGACCGCAUCGCUCUCUGGAUCUGCCGCACGCGCGAAAAGGGUGUAUGGAAGCCCGAGUGUCGGCUACAUGCCCUCUGGAUCCCGUCGCUCAUAGUUCUUCCCAUCGGCCUUGGCAUCGUCGGCUCCGCUCUACAAUACCAUCUACACUACAUGGUCCUCGCCUUAGGUGCCUAUCUCAUCACCUUUGCUUCAAUGAGCUCUGUUCCCGUCGCUGUAACCUAUAUGAUCGAAUGCGUCGCUUCGCAGCCCACCGAGGUGGGUGCGUUCAUGGGCGCGUAUCGUCUCACGCUGGGGUUGGUUGUGCCAUUCUUCAUCAACCAGUGGGUUGCCCGGGUGGGCUUUGGUUGGGUAUAUGGAAUGAUGGCCUUCUUUUCCAUUUUUGCAUUUGGGUUCGUGGUUGUAUUAAUGUUGCUUGGUGCUAGCUUGAGGGAGCGGACGUUGGCCAAGUUCGCUCCUAGUGAGAUUGGGGCCAAGGUUAUAUGUAUCAGUGAUGAGGACGGACCAUAG